Molecule: messenger RNA, 1743 nt
Organism: Diaporthe citri
Lineage: Eukaryota; Fungi; Ascomycota; Sordariomycetes; Diaporthales; Diaporthaceae
Exons: 9
Coding region: 1-1743 (580 amino acids)
Biological process (GO): transmembrane transport
Molecular function (GO): transmembrane transporter activity
Source: RefSeq, a predicted model, not a curated record
AUGACUUCUCUCCCGAUCCCCGGCCACACGUUGGAGCCGGAGACCGCAACCAGCGCAACUGCCAAGCUUGAAGAGACAUCCAAGGAGCAGCCUACCAUGUCGGCUUCGAAGGCAGACUCCGAGACGACUGCUGUCAGUAUGGUGCCCAACGCCGACAAUGAAAAACCAGAGCCAGGUGCCGAGUACGUCACCGGCUUGAAGCUCGCCGUGAUCGUGGCCGCCGUGUCAGUCGCGAGUUUUCUAAUGUUACUUGACACUAUGAUAGUCAGCACGGCAAUCCCACGCAUCACCGACCAGUUCCACUCCCUGGCCGACGUGGGCUGGUACGCGAGCGCGUACCAAUUCGGGCACUUGGCCCCGGCAGGUCUCACCGGGAGGGUCUAUACUCACUUCAACACCAAGUGGGCGUUUCUGGUGUUCUUCGCGAUAUUUGAGAUCGGUUCCGUGCUCUGUGGCGCGGCCGUCUCAUCUGCCAUGCUCAUUGUCGGCCGUUUCGUGGCGGGCUUGGGCGCGGCUGGUAUCGCCAAUGGCUCCAUCACCAUAGUGUCGAGUUGUGCACCCAUUGAGAAGAGACCUGCUUUGCUCGGCAUCACCAUGGGAAUCAAUCUUCUUGGGCUUGCUGUGGGACCUCUCAUCGGAGGAGCCUUUACAUCAUAUGCUACAUGGCGUUGGUGCUUCUAUGUCAACUUGCCCGCCGGCGCCCUCGCGGCAGCCGCCAUGGUCGUGCUCCAUAUCCCUGAGCAGCAGACAAAGCAGAACCCCUGGUCGCUCCUCCCAAGGCUGCAUCACCAUCUCGACCUCGUCGGUUUUGUUCUCUUUGCCCCGGCAAUCCUGAUGCUCCUUCUCGCUCUGCAAUUCGGCGGCGAGAGUCAUCCAUGGAACUCGUCCGAGGUAAUCGGCCUUUUCUGCGGCUCAGUCGCGGUAUUCAUUGUCUGGUUCUUCUGGAACCGCUACCGGGGUGAUGAAGCUAUGAUCCCCUACUCUAUAAUCAGCCGCAGGGACGUCCUCGCGUCUGGGGUCUAUGAGGCCUUCCUCAUGUCGGCGGUUUACGGAGGUAUCUACUACCUGCCAAUUUAUUUCCAAGCAGUAAACAACGCCAGUGCCAUGUUAAGUGGUGUUUAUCUCCUCCCCAUGAUCCUUGCACAGCUAUUCAUGGCUGGCGCUGCUGGUGGUGCUGUGACGAAAAUUGGCUAUGUCAUACCAAUAGCAGUCUUCUCCACGGUUUUUCUUUCUGUUGGGAGCGGCCUCUACUCCAUCCUUGGGCCUGGAAGUCCGACGGGCGAAUGGGUUGGUUUUCAAAUCAUAGCUGGCUUUGGCUCUGGUGCUGGUCUGCAGCUGGCCAUCAUGGCAGUCCAAGCUGCUUUGGCAGGGGAAGAGUUAUCCUCUGGGAUUGCCUUUGUCAUGCUCACCCAGGCUCUCGGCCCAACCAUAACGUUGACGCUAUUCAAUGUUCUCUUUACCACGAGCCUCAAGUCCGGAAUUCGUCAGCAUGUGCCUCACGUCGAUGCCAGAGCCAUUAUCAAUGCCGGUGCCACCGCCUUCCGCAAUAUCGUGGCUCCCGAGGAUCUAGAUGGGGUGCUAAGAGCAUAUGCUGAAAGCCUGAACAAUGUUUUCUACCUUACCGCAGGUCUGGCUGCGGUAUGUAUCAUUCCUUUGUGGGGCAUGGGAUGGUAUGACUUGCGCAAGAAGGAAGAGGAUUCUGCGGCAGAGGGCCAAGGAAAGGUCGACAGCAGCCUGGCAUAG